Apodemus sylvaticus (European woodmouse) is the source of this 1779-nucleotide messenger RNA. RefSeq names its product ST6 N-acetylgalactosaminide alpha-2,6-sialyltransferase 4 (gene St6galnac4). The transcript has 7 exons. Lineage: Eukaryota; Metazoa; Chordata; Mammalia; Rodentia; Muridae. The coding region runs from base 1 to 1296 and encodes 431 amino acids. Gene Ontology annotation, molecular function: alpha-N-acetylgalactosaminide alpha-2,6-sialyltransferase activity. The record is from RefSeq and is a predicted model, not a curated record. Gene Ontology annotation, biological process: oligosaccharide metabolic process; ganglioside biosynthetic process.
AUGGACUGUGAAGUGGGAGUUCCCGGAGGUCUCAGGCGGCCACGCACGGCCCCGCCAGCGCGGCGCAGGCCCCGCCCCCUGAGCGCAAAGCCUCCGCCCCUCCCGGAGGCCCCUCCCACGCCCCGGGCUGCUCUGCUCCAGCUUCCAGGCUUCAGAAGCUGCGGCCGCAGCACCGCCUCCAACCCGGCCCGGUUCCAGCCCCUGGGGCCCGGUUCCAGCCCCUCUGGCCCGGCCCACUGGACAUGGAGCUCCGAGCAGCGCAUCCUGAGCUCCCGGCGCGCUCCAACCUACUCGUUCGUUUCCCUCAUAUCCUGGAACCAGCUUCCAACCUUUCUCAUCCCAAGCUCUGGAGACAGCAGCCUCCAGACUGCUGAGGGCAGAGACAGCAUGAAGACCCCGGGCCGCCUUCUGCUCCUCAUACUGUUCACCUUGACACUCUCUGCCUUCUAUGUCUUCCUGUGCUGCUGGGCCUGCCUGCCCCUCUGCCUGGCAACCUGCCUGGACCGCCACCUCCCUGCGGCCCCCAGAUCCACUGUGCCAGGGCCCCUGCACUUCAUUGGCUACAGCAGUGUGCCAGACGGGAAGCCACUGAUCCGAGAACCGUGCCACAGCUGUGCGGUGGUGUCCAGCUCCGGCCAGAUGCUGGGUUCGGGCCUGGGUGCCCAGAUCGACGGUGCAGAGUGCGUGCUGCGCAUGAAUCAGGCGCCCACUGUGGGCUUUGAGGAAGACGUGGGCCAGCGCAGCACUCUGCGAGUGAUCUCGCACACAAGUGUGCCAUUGCUCCUGCGCAACUACUCGCACUAUUUCCAGCACGCCCGGGACACGCUGUACGUGGUGUGGGGCCAGGGCAGGCACAUGGACCGGAUGCUGGGCGGCCGCACCUACCGCACACUGCUGCAGCUCACCAGGAUGUACCCGGGCCUGCAAGUAUACACCUUCACUGAGCGCAUGAUGGCCUACUGUGACCAGAUCUUUCAAGAUGAGACCGGCAAGAACCGGAGACAAUCAGGCUCCUUCCUCAGCACCGGUUGGUUCACCAUGAUUCUGGCCCUGGAGCUGUGCGAGGAGAUCGUGGUCUACGGGAUGGUCAGUGAUAGUUACUGCAGUGAGAAGAGUCCCCGCUCUGUGCCCUACCACUACUUUGAGAAGGGCCGUCUAGAUGAGUGUCAGAUGUACCGUUUGCACGAGCAGGCCCCGAGGAGUGCCCAUCGCUUCAUUACCGAGAAGGCUGUGUUCUCCCGCUGGGCCAAGAAGCGGCCCAUUGUGUUCGCCCACCCGUCCUGGAGGACCAAGUAGUUCCUGUUGCCAGUGACCGCCAGACCUCGGCCAGGCCUGUGACCCAUUCCAGGCCAGCGCGGCUCCAAUAUAAACAUUUAUGACUUUGACCUUCUACCUGACACCAGGUGGAACCUGAGGUCUCAAUUACCCAGCACUGGGUAUUCUUUGAGGAAUCUCAGGCCUUGUGACUUGAAGGGGAGUAGAGACGGUGCCAUGUGUACCACCCCUACUUCCAGAAGAAUCCACAUCUUCAUCUUGGGGUUUGUCCCACUUCCGGGUUGUCUAAGUGGCCUUUGCCCUGGGGCCAUCGAUGACCCCACCUCACCAGCAUUAUGGCUUUGUACCGGUCUUGAUCUUUCCUGUACCUAGCUCCAGCCACUUGGUGCCACUUUCUCAGGCUGGUGGCCCUGAGAACUUGGGAUUCGAUGGGGGCAAGGGUCUUUGUGCAUCAACCUCCCAGGGCUGUCUCAGGAGUGUGCCAGUAAAUGUGGAUUUUCUGGA